ACUAAUUCGGACCUUCAUCCGUACACGUACCUACUCAAGUAUCUACAAUCGCUACAUACCCACCUCACCUCACCUCACCUCACCUUGCGUUUCUCAGCUCGACACGAGACAAAAUCCUGGCGUUUUGACUUUCUCCCAACCUUGUCACGAUCCAUCAUCCGGGUUCUUUUCUGCGUUGCCCACCUACACACGUCACCCACUACUGACUCCCUUUCUCCGUUACCUGGUUGCCUCACGAUAAGAAACCUAGCUCUACCUUGCAACCCCCACCACCCUCCCUCCUCUUCCUUCUAUCCAACGCAUAUCAUCACUGCAAGAGAGGGGGAAAUAAAACCAGGCCGAAAAUCAUCCCGGAACCUGACACUUCCCUGCCCUUGACCUACCCACGCGGCACGCUAUCUAUCUGAUUGACUCCACUGCCCCAAGCACCGUCUCAUCAAAUACUGGGACCAGAGGGAAAAAAGAGCACCACCACCAGCACCACCACCAAAUCAUAUUAGACUCCACCACCCGUGCCCCCGUAUCCGACGCCGACUUUAAUAGUAGCCAUGUCCCCCGUCACACUCACCCAGGAGCAGCUGCUCAACCUUCGUUCUAUUCCGCCCUACGACUACAAGAUGGCCUCGCAGACGCAGACACGCUCUCCCCAGAUGCCCGCUACGGCUUCCACCGACGCCUCCUCCCAGGCUGACUACUUCACAUCCUCACUGAGCUCGGCGACCAACUCGUCCCGCAACUCGGUCGAGUACCAUGACCGCGCCGUCGUUGCCGUUGAGACCCCCAGCGGCACUGCCAUCACCACCGCCCACAAGACCAAGAACCCCCUGCCCCCGCUCUCCCGCGAGUACCCCAAACCCGCCGACGAGAUCGACGUCGAGGAGGCCCUCGCCCGCAAGCCCGGCCGCUGGUCUGUCAGGGGCGCCAUCGCCGCCGAGAGACCUGUCCAGGUCGUCGACGAGGAGAAAAUCAAGGCCCAGCGCCGCAAGGCCCUCGAGGACGUCAAGAAGGAGCUGUUCGCCGCCAGCGAGACCCUCAAGACGGCCCCGAUUCCGUCGCGCAACAACACCAAGUUCUAGGCGACGACUACUGGUGACAGUCACGGAAUCGUGAUGGGCCGGACAAUCGACCAAGACGACGGUUACGGCACCGCCAUCAUUACCACCACCACCACUUACGAAACACCACCAACGACAAUUGCAUUUUCACGUUCUUGCAUUUUCAGUAAACUUCAGCGCUCGGC
Molecule: messenger RNA, 1240 nt
Organism: Colletotrichum destructivum
Lineage: Eukaryota; Fungi; Ascomycota; Sordariomycetes; Glomerellales; Glomerellaceae
Exons: 1
Coding region: 549-1076 (175 amino acids)
Source: RefSeq, a predicted model, not a curated record